Messenger RNA from Verticillium nonalfalfae, 1509 nucleotides. RefSeq lists its product as uncharacterized. The transcript has 4 exons. Bases 1 to 1509 code for a protein of 502 amino acids. Lineage: Eukaryota; Fungi; Ascomycota; Sordariomycetes; Glomerellales; Plectosphaerellaceae. The record is from RefSeq and is a predicted model, not a curated record.
AUGUUCUCCAAUAAACAAGCUUCUUCCGAACGAAAAGCCGCUGAAUCUCUGGACAGCCUGCAACCGCAACGCCCUGUUCUUAUGCUUGGAGCCCCCGCAAGCCACCGCGUUGACGCCAUCGGCAAAUUCCCUAAGGUCAAAGACACAACGAGUCUUGACGCUGAGAAAGUCCGCAACCUAAUUGUCUUGUUCAAUACCAACGGCGACUUCAUCGGCUACCAUCAGUUCAAAGGUGAUUUGGCCUCCAGAUUGAGUUUGGACAAGUUCAAGGUCAACCAUGAAGGCACAGUCGCUUCUGCGCAGCCCCGCAUGUACAGGGACCAACAAGCCAUGUAUACAGUCUUCAACGGCGGCGAGGUCCCUGUCUGCGUGGCAUGGGCGACAUUGACGAUGCCGGGAGGGGGCGGGUACCUGUGGACAGGAGACACCGGCGAGCUCUGCGGCGAGGACUGGUACUUCAGCGGACUUCACGGCGCGGGCUUCGCAGGGAUCGACAGUUACGAGCCAAAAUGCAUCUGGAUCAGCAGCUCUCACAUGCACUGGCCGAGUUACAAGCCGCAGAAGAGUCCAGGCGCAACGGGAGAUGGCAAAGAGAGCUACCUUAUGCCACCCUUCCGGGAGACGUUCCACAGGACGUGCGACCCCGACAGUGCCGUGUUCAGAACGCACAAGUACCCCGAUAUUUACACGGCGAAUAUUGUGGGCUAUCGGCACCAUAUCAAACAUUACCCACGUGUCAUGCAAAAUCCCGAACUUAAAUUCGAACAGGACGCCGAGAAAUCGGAAACACCCCAGCAUGCAUCUAACUUUACCCGAGCCGAGUACGAAAAGACGCUUGCCAAGUUUAUGGAGAAAGCCCGUCGUAACGCGGGUGAUCGGAUCACCCUGAAGAAGCCUUGGAUAAAGUGCGAGAUGAGGAACAUUCGUUACCAGAACCACCAACGAGCCAAAUCUGUGGCAAGAGGUAACAAGUACAAAUACCAACGGCUAUCCGUGAUCAGCUGCCCGCAAAGUCGCCGAGUGAAGAGCCUGUUCAGAAGACCCUGGGGAAAGGAAGUAUACCUAGACGUAGGUAAAGGGCGGCCACGGCACUCGAAACGCCAACAGGACGGAGGAAAUGAGGCCGCAGUCCUGAAUGGCACAUCGACGGCCAGCGAUCCUGCCUCAGCCAGCCAGAAUCUCCUAGGACCGGAGAACCCGUUCAACUGGCUUGUGGUUGACUCCUUCGCGGGCAACAGCGCCGCUUAUCUCUGCAGCAGCAACUCGUCGCGCGGGCCCGACUUUGCCAACGCCAAGGAGAAGAUGUUCUGCCUCAUGUCGGACAAGACGCUGCACCCAUUCUGCGCAGACAACGACAAGAAAACGGCUGACGGCCGUCCUUGCUUCGACCUCGAGUCGCAGCAGCUUGUUCGCGGCGGAAUUGUCAAGAGAGAUUCCCCCUACGUCGCUGUGAUGGACUGGCGGUUCAGAAAAGGUCGGGAUGGAGCCAAGGUGAACCUGAGCCGUUGA